AUGGCGGACAAGCUGGACCGCAGCCUCGACGAGAUCCUCGGCGAGAAGAAGAGCGACGGUCCUCGCAACAACCGUGGAAACGGUAGAGGCGCCCCCCGAAGACGCGAACGCGAACGCCAGGAAUACCCUCGCGACGGCGUUAGAAAGUCCUUCCGCGACGAGUCUAGAAACCUCGAUAGUGAAUGGGUUCACGAUCGAUUCGAAGAGCACGACAACCGCCGUGCACCGGCCCCUCGACGGAGACGCGAUGAGCCUGAACAAAGAGAUUCCAGCAGCUCCAAAAUCCGCGUCGAGAACAUCCACUACGAGCUGACUCCUGAGGACUUGGAAGAAUUGUUUAACAGAAUCGGCCCUGUCGCAAAGUUGGACCUCAAGUAUGAUCGCGCUGGUCGCUCGGAAGGCAUUGCCUUCGUGACGAUGGAGUCCCGCGAGGAUGCCUUGGAUGCGAUCAAGCAGUUCGACGGCGCCAAUGCAAACGGCCAACCGAUCAAGCUGUCAAUCAUGGGUGGCGGAGCUGGCGGUCGAUCUCGCAACCCCUUCGACUCGGCGGUGAUGCCGGGCCGUCCACUUUCCGAGCGAAUCUCUGCUCCCGGCGGUCGGUCGAGAUCCAUGUCUCCUGGACGGAAAUAUGACGUCGACGAGGCUGCCGAGAGAGGCAUUGACAGAUACAUCCCAGGAAACCGUGGAAACCGUUCGCGAAGCCCUAUGUCCCGGCGACACGGGAACGGUGGCGGUGGCGGCGGCCGCAGACCCGGAGCUCGCAGGGAGGGUGGUAGAGAUGGUGGCAGAGACGGUGGAAGAGAUGGCGGCAGAGAUCAAGAAGGCGGAAGAGGUGGUCGCUCGGGUAGAGACGGCCGUACUCGGAAGACCCAGGAGGAACUGGAUGCCGAGAUGGCGGACUACUUUGGUGGAGGAAACUCCGGAGAGACUGCGCCUCAGCCGAACGGUGGCGCUGCCGCUGCCGCGGUACCCGCCACGAACGACGAUAUCGACAUGAUCGAGUAA
Messenger RNA from Colletotrichum phormii, 1005 nucleotides. RefSeq lists its product as uncharacterized. Bases 1 to 1005 code for a protein of 334 amino acids. The transcript has 8 exons. Gene Ontology annotation, cellular component: nucleus. Gene Ontology annotation, molecular function: mRNA binding. The record is from RefSeq and is a predicted model, not a curated record. Lineage: Eukaryota; Fungi; Ascomycota; Sordariomycetes; Glomerellales; Glomerellaceae.